GCAAAAUUCGCACUAUUUUCUUGGGACACAUCAAGUCAACUGUUUAUACUGAAAAACGAUUGUUUAUCGACAAUGUUGUCAAAAGUGCUAGCCCUCUGCGCGCUGUUGUCGGCGUGCCAGGCCCUAUUCCCUUUCCACCACCACCACCAUCACCACCCCGCGAUCAGCCACCAGGACCUGCACAAACACGUGGGUCCCCACCACCCGAUCCACCACCACAUUCCCAUCCACCAUCACAUUCCUAUCCACCACCCGAUUCCUAUCCACCACCCGAUCGAACCUCUACACCACCACCUUCCAAUCCAUCACUUGCCUAUUCACCAUGAUCACUAUGCGUUCCCAGAAUAUAAGUUCUCCUAUUCAGUGCACGACCACCACACCGGCGACGUGAAGUCCCAGCAUGAGGUCCGACACGGAGACGUGGUGAAAGGUGGCUAUGAGCUGGUGGAACCCGACGGCAGGUUCAGGAAGGUGGAGUACAAGGCGGAUGACCACACCGGAUUUAAUGCCAUCGUCCAUCAUUCCUCGCCUCAUCAUCAUGUUCAUCACCAAAUAUAAAUUCACAUUGAUACUGCUAGCGACAUCAAUAUCCGACGUCCACUUCGCCUAUAAGACUGAUUUGUCUGCGUCUAAGCAAGUCUAUAAAGAAAUUAAUAAAAUAAAUAAAAAUAUUAGCGCUAAUAA
Molecule: messenger RNA, 684 nt
Organism: Plodia interpunctella (Indianmeal moth)
Lineage: Eukaryota; Metazoa; Arthropoda; Insecta; Lepidoptera; Pyralidae
Gene: CPR82
Product: histidine-rich glycoprotein-like
Exons: 4
Coding region: 73-558 (161 amino acids)
Cellular component (GO): extracellular matrix
Source: RefSeq, a predicted model, not a curated record